Molecule: messenger RNA, 4853 nt
Organism: Nycticebus coucang (slow loris)
Lineage: Eukaryota; Metazoa; Chordata; Mammalia; Primates; Lorisidae
Gene: SRGAP1
Product: SLIT-ROBO Rho GTPase activating protein 1
Exons: 22
Coding region: 201-3458 (1085 amino acids)
Biological process (GO): negative regulation of cell migration; signal transduction
Cellular component (GO): cytoplasm
Molecular function (GO): GTPase activator activity; protein binding
Source: RefSeq, a predicted model, not a curated record
GGUUAAGCUAGUCCUCGGCUCGCUCCUCCCCGCCUCCCUCCUCCUCCUCCUCCUCCCCGGCGUCCCCCCGCCUUUCCCCCCGGUGGGUGCCGCCUCCGGUUCCCGGCGUGUAGGAGUACAACUCUGCCUCUCCAAGGAGACCGGCUUGGGAGCACCGAACAGAACUUGUCCACGGAGAGCAACCCCGGAGCAGCUGGAGAAUGUCCACCCCGAGCAGAUUCAAAAAGGACAAAGAGAUCAUAGCCGAGUAUGAAAGUCAAGUCAAAGAAAUUCGAGCUCAACUUGUAGAACAACAAAAAUGCCUGGAACAGCAAACGGAGAUGCGAGUCCAGCUUCUCCAGGACCUGCAAGAUUUCUUCCGAAAAAAAGCUGAAAUUGAGACGGAAUAUUCUCGGAACCUAGAGAAGUUAGCAGAAAGGUUCAUGGCAAAAACAAGAAGCACUAAGGAUCACCAACAGUACAAGAAAGACCAGAACCUGCUGUCUCCCGUGAACUGCUGGUAUCUGCUCCUGAACCAAGUGAGGCGAGAGAGCAAGGACCACGCCACCCUGAGUGACAUCUACCUGAACAAUGUGAUCACCCGGUUCACACAGAUCAGCGAGGACUCCACACGGAUGUUCAAGAAGAGCAAAGAGAUUGCAUUCCAACUUCACGAGGAUUUAAUGAAGGUUCUUAAUGAGCUGUAUACGGUGAUGAAAACAUACCACAUGUAUCACGCAGAGAGCAUCAGUGCAGAGAGCAAGUUGAAAGAGGCCGAGAAACAGGAGGAAAAGCAAAUCGGGAGGUCUGGGGACCCUGUGCUCCACAUGAGGCUGGAGGAGAGACAUCAGCGGCGCAGCUCCGUGAAGAAGAUGGAGAAGAUGAAGGAGAAGAGACAAGCAAAAUAUUCAGAAAAUAAGCUCAAAUCAAUCAAGGCACGUAACGAGUAUCUUCUGACACUGGAAGCGACCAACGCCUCAGUUUUCAAGUAUUACAUUCAUGAUCUCUCAGACCUAAUCGAUUGCUGUGAUCUUGGCUACCAUGCAAGUCUGAACAGAGCCCUGAGAACGUACCUCUCUGCAGAGUAUAACCUUGAAACCUCCAGGCACGAGGGCUUAGACAUUAUUGAGAACGCCGUGGACAACUUGGAGCCCAGGAGUGAUAAGCAGCGGUUCAUGGAGAUGUGCCCGGCCGCUUUCUGUCCCCCAGUGAAGUUUGAGUUCCAGUCUCACAUGGGUGAUGAGGUGUGCCAGGUCAGCGCCCAGCAGCCCGUCCAGGCAGAGCUGAUGCUCAGGUACCAGCAGCUGCAGUCCCGCCUCACCACUCUACGCAUUGAGAAUGAGGAGGUGAAGAAAACAACUGAAGCCACCUUGCAGACGAUACAAGACAUGGUCACCAUCGAGGACUAUGACGUUUCUGAGUGCUUCCAGCAUAGCCGCUCCACGGAGUCCGUGAAGUCCACAGUCUCCGAGACCUACCUGAGCAAGCCCAGCAUCGCCAAGAGGAGAGCAAACCAGCAGGAGACCGAGGAGUUCUACUUCACGAAACUCAGAGAAUAUUUGGAAGGUAGUAAUCUCAUCACAAAGCUUCAAGCCAAACACGACUUGUUGCAGAGGAGCCUUGGAGAAGGUCACAGAGCAGAGUAUAUGACUACGAGGCCUCCAAAUGUUCCCCCUAAGCCCCAGAAACACAGGAAGUCCAGGCCCCGCUCACAGUAUAAUGCUAAGUUGUUUAAUGGGGAUUUGGAGACAUUCGUCAAGGACUCGGGGCAGGUCAUCCCCCUCAUCGUGGAAAGCUGUAUUCAGUUCAUCAAUCUCUAUGGUCUUCAGCAUCAGGGAAUUUUCAGAGUCUCGGGGUCCCAGGUGGAAGUCAAUGACAUUAAAAAUUCAUUCGAGAGAGGUGAAAAUCCUUUGGCUGAUGACCAGAGUAACCAUGAUAUUAACUCAGUUGCUGGCGUUCUAAAGCUCUAUUUCCGUGGGCUGGAAAACCCCCUCUUUCCUAAGGAAAGAUUUAAUGAUCUGAUUUCUUGUAUCAGAGUGGAUAAUCUCUAUGAGAGGGCGCUGCACAUACGCAAACUCCUCCUGACCUUGCCCCGGUCCGUCCUGACAGUGAUGAGGUACCUCUUCGCCUUCCUCAACCACCUUUCCCAGUAUAGUGAUGAGAACAUGAUGGACCCUUAUAACCUGGCCAUUUGCUUUGGCCCAACAUUGAUGCCUGUCCCAGAAACACAGGACCAAGUGUCUUGCCAGGCUCAUGUGAAUGAAAUUGUCAAAACCAUCAUUAUCCACCACGAGACUAUUUUUCCAGAUGCAAAAGAGCUGGAUGGCCCUGUCUAUGAGAAAUGCAUGGCUGGUGAUGACUACUGCGACAGCCCAUACAGUGAACAUGGUACCUUGGAGGAAGUGGACCAGGAUGCCGGGACAGAGCCCCACACCAGCGAGGACGAAUGUGAGCCAAUAGAAGCAAUAGCCAAGUUUGACUAUGUCGGGCGGUCAGCCAGAGAACUGUCCUUCAAGAAGGGCGCCUCCCUGCUGCUGUAUCACCGCGCGUCCGAGGACUGGUGGGAAGGGAGGCACAACGGCAUUGACGGGCUGGUGCCCCACCAGUACAUCGUGGUGCAGGACAUGGAUGAUACAUUCUCAGACACUCUGAGCCAGAAAGCUGACAGUGAGACCAGCAGUGGGCCAGUCACUGAGGACAAGUCCUCAUCCAAGGACAUGAGCUCCCCGACAGACCGUCAUUCUGAUGGGUAUUUAGCCAGACAAAGAAAAAGAGGAGAACCGCCCCCUCCAGUGCGGCGUCCUGGCAGGACCAGUGACAGCCACUGCCCUCUUCACCCCCCUCACGCCCUUUCCAACUCCUCAGUUGACCUGGGGCCCCCGAGCCUGGCCAGUCACCCACGGGGCCUGCUCCAGAACCGUGGCCUCAACAGCGACAGUCCUGAGAGGAGGCGCCGGCCCGGCCACGGCAGCCUGACCAACAUCAGCCGGCAUGACUCGCUCAAGAAGAUGGACAGCCCUCCCAUUAGGAGGUCCACAUCGUCAGGGCAGUACACAGGCUUCAGCGACCACAAGCCACUGGAUCCAGAGACAAUUGCUCAGGAUAUUGAGGAGACGAUGAACACGGCUUUGAGUGAACUGCGAGAGCUGGAGAGGCAGAGCACGGCCAAGCACGCCCCCGACGUGGUGCUGGACACCCUGGAGCAAGUGAAAAACGCGCCUGCCCCUGCCAUCUCCUCGGAGGCUCUCAGCCCCUUGCACAACGCUGCCCUCAGGGGCUCCGAGCCUCAGAUCCGACGGAGCACCAGCUCCUCCAGUGACACGAUGAGCACUUUUAAGCCCAUGGUGGCACCCCGGAUGGGCGUGCAGCUGAAGCCGCCCGCACUGAGGCCGAAACCUGCUGUUCUUCCAAAAACAAACCCCACCGUAGGACCUGCCCCGCCUUCUCAGGGCCCCACAGACAAGUCUUGUACAAUGUGAAACCAGCUGAGCAAAGUCACAAAGGGAAGAGGGUUAAAGAAGAAAACAGAUUAGUGACGGAAGUCAACAACCCAAAACGUUCCCUAGUUCUGUGCUGUAACUGGAGAGCUCUGGCUUUUCUGUGUUGUCGAAUGUGAUGUCAGAGCCUGGCUAAAUUAACACGGGCAUUUGUAUUUUGUAAUUUUUUUAAUAAUGGGACAUAUCUUAUGUAAUUUUAAAGACAAUAGAAACAUUUAGACUUACUUGAAAACCCAGUGCCGCCCACUUGCAGCCAAGGCUGCGCUGUGCCACGGCAGACUCAGUGUGCGGAGGUCAGAAGGCCGCGGCCAAGGCAGGUGAACCCGACUCCAGGUCUCACUGGUCUCAUGACAGGAGCUGAUCUGGGCACUUGGGGUGAUGACUGAAAAGCGAUCAUGACAUUUCUUGGUAGCUGACAGUGAGCGCCUCCAACUCCGUGAAGAGCAGACAUCAGCUCCUGUCACUGUGGGGGGUUCCCAGUGGAGCCUCAGCCCGCAGCCGUCACUUCCCUGGUCCAGGUGAAAGCCUCCUGGAAGGGUGGAGCCUCCGCCAUCACUGCCUGAGCUAGACCCAGGGAAGGGGAGGGAGACCCCUCCAAAGCUGCCGAUGUUGCUCCUCCGUGAGGUUUCCAAGUCCCUCCCCUGCCUUUACAAAAGACAAGAACAGUCUCGUUUUAAAGACUUGCUGGUUAUGCUACUCCACAAACCCCUCCCAAGAUUUGUUGUUCGAUAACUGCCUGGAAAAUAUUUCUGUGUCCCCCCACCCCAAUCCCUCCAUUCUCCCUUGUGGAAACAGAAAGCAGGUGCACCCAAGGCCUUGGUCCAUCCACGUUCUCUUCUAAGUCACCUUGGCUCCGUUAAACAUGCUACAAAGGCCCAGUGACCCUAAAUUUGAAACUCCAGUGUCACCUCCACUCAUCUGUGAGCCACCAACCAGAGCUGGCUGUGGUACCUGAGUAACAGCUCUGCCGGGCCAGUGUGACCUUGUUGUUCCAGAAGGAUUUCCCCUCAGUUUUCCACGUGACUUCCUUUCUCUUUCCUUCUUUCCUUUUCUUUCUCUCUCUCCCUCCCUCUCUCUCCCACUUUCUCUCUCUCUUGUUUCUCUUUAUAUAGUUAACUCUCAGAGACCGUCUUUCUCUGGUAUCCUGGCACACAGAUACAUAUAAUUUUUCUUUGGCCCAUAUUUAUUCUAUAUUUUCCCUUUAUCUUAAACAUUUUGCCUUGAAUUCAGUUGUUUUCACUAAGGUACAGAUUACCAUUGCCCUGUCAGCAGCGCAUGACAUCACCUCUAGACCCGGGAGGUGUCUAAAGCAUUUUACCUGCUUUACCCUUGAACUUACUGAUGAGAAGUUGGUUUGCUUGUUUGUUUGUUUGUUUU